GAAAACCUAAGGCACGUCUCUUAAUUAAGAGAGUUAAGACACGUCUCUUAGGAAGCACGUGUCAAAACAUUAUUGGGUAGAAGAUAGAUCUGAGUUUCAUCUGUUCUUUCUCUUCCUUCUCUUCCGUCGCUCGUGCGAUGUAGAUUCUCUUCGAAGAAGAAGCUUUGAUCGAUCGGUUUCGAUCAAAGUCAUAUUAAAACAAUGCUUCACGUCUUGAAAGACUACACAGGCGUCUCAUGUUUCCUCGUCCUGUUCGCGGGAAUCAUGUCUGGUCUGACUUUGGGGCUCAUGUCUCUCGGUCUCGUGGUGCUCGAGAUUCUCCAACUCAGUGGCACUCCCAACAAGAAGAAACAAGCCACUGUGAUAUUCCGGGUUGUUCAGAAACAGCAUCAGCUUUUAGUGACACUGCUUCUGUGCAAUGCUGUUGCAAUAGAGAUGAGAGGAUCAUUUGGUUCUUGAUCAAUUUUAUUGUUUCUUUGGAGUUUUCUCUUGAUCAAGUAUAUUUCUUCUGCCUCUCUUUGAUUGAAACUCUGUUUUCUUCAAGUCUUACAGAGUACUUAACCAAAGAUGCUUCAAGCCUUAUAGAUUACAUAAACAAAGAUGCUUUCUUGGUUUCUUGAUUAGGAAAAUGUCAAGUAUCUUCCCGGGAUUAAGCUAGGAAGAAACAGUCUGUUACUACUCUACAGGCCAUGGCUAAGAGAGCAAAAGCAGAGUUGAAAGGAGGGACUUUGAAGACAGUGAGUGAUAAAGGCAAUGGAAGCAACUCUGCGAAGAGUCUCACAGGUUCAGAGAAAGCGAAGCACUUAAAGAAGACUGAAUUGGUCAAGAAACCAUUGCCUAAGAUGACAAAGACUCCAGGAAAAUCAGUGGUUGAAGUAAAAGAACGUAAAGGACCAGGUUCAAGGGGCUCGCAGGAGAUAAAGGAUCAUGGCCAUGUAAAGUUUCUACUCCCCGGUUUUCCUAGAAGCUCACCUAAGACAAAGUAGUCAUUCCCUCAAAAGCAAAAUUCUAAAAGUAAUCAGUUCGCAGGUUAUCCGGUAAUAAGACCAAAGGCAUUACCUUUUAAGUCACCAAUGAAAAACACAACUUGUAUCUUGAUUCUUUAGAGAACUCAUUUGUUAAGCAGUUGUAUUCCUUGCUUGCGGGAGGAGAGACUCAGACUAAAACUCGUGGUAUGCAGUCUAAACAUCACUUUGGUGUUUUUGUCUCAUUCAGUCACAUGUAAUCUUGUGAGUUUGAGUUUGUUGAUUCA
Brassica napus (rape) is the source of this 1252-nucleotide messenger RNA. RefSeq names its product DUF21 domain-containing protein At4g14240. The coding region runs from base 202 to 459 and encodes 85 amino acids. Gene Ontology annotation, biological process: magnesium ion homeostasis. Gene Ontology annotation, cellular component: intracellular membrane-bounded organelle. Lineage: Eukaryota; Viridiplantae; Streptophyta; Magnoliopsida; Brassicales; Brassicaceae. The transcript has 2 exons. The record is from RefSeq and is a predicted model, not a curated record.